This is a messenger RNA of Andrographis paniculata, 1320 nucleotides long. Its product is annotated as cyclin-C1-2-like. Gene Ontology annotation, cellular component: mediator complex; nucleus. The coding region runs from base 115 to 864 and encodes 249 amino acids. NCBI's taxonomy places the organism in Eukaryota, Viridiplantae, Streptophyta, Magnoliopsida, Lamiales, Acanthaceae. Gene Ontology annotation, molecular function: cyclin-dependent protein serine/threonine kinase regulator activity. The record is from RefSeq and is a predicted model, not a curated record. Gene Ontology annotation, biological process: positive regulation of transcription by RNA polymerase II. The transcript is spliced from 9 exons.
CGAUAUAACUUCAUCGAAAUUUCCUUCAACCCAAAAGCACAAAACAAACCCACCCCAUUUAUCCCUCCCGAUUGAUCAUAAUCAUCUCAAGCAGCGCCAUUUCUUCACACAAUCAUGGCGGCCAAUUUCUGGGCUUCAUCCCACUACAAACAACUCUUGGACGCGGAAGAGGUCGAUGUCGUUCAUCCACUCGAUAAGGAAAGGGGUCUGACUCUUGAAGAUUUCAAGCUCAUAAAGCUGCACAUGUCUAAUUAUAUUACAAGAUUGGCUCAGAAUGUGAAAGUGCGGCAAAGGGUUGUGGCUACUGCUAUUGCAUACAUGAGACGUGUUUAUGUGAGGCGAAGCAUGACUGAAUGUGAUCCUCGUCUAGUUGCUCCAACCUGCUUGUACUUGGCCUCAAAAGCUGAAGAAAGCACCGUGCAAGCAAGACUUCUUGUGUUUUACAUCAAGAAAUUGUAUUCAGAUGAGAAGUAUCGAUUGGAAAUAAAAGAGAUACUGGAAAUGGAAAUGAAAAUUUUAGAAGCCCUGGAUUUUUAUUUAGUGGUUUUCCAUCCUUAUCGGGCACUACCACAGUUGCUUCAAGACGCUGGAAUGAAUGAUGCGACUCAAUUAACUUGGGGAAUCGUGAAUGAUACUUACAAGAUGGAUCUGAUUCUCAUACAUCCUCCUUAUUUGAUUUCAUUAGCCUGCAUAUAUAUUGCAAGUGUCCAAAAGGAGAAAGAAAACACAGCCUGGUUUGAGGAGCUCCAGGUCGACAUGAAUGUGGUGAAGAACAUUGCAAUGGAGAUACUAGACUUUUACGACAGCCACAAAUUGAUAACAGAUGAAAGGGUUAACGCGGCCAUGAGUAAGCUGGCCAGGUAGGCGACGGCUGGUUUAGGGUAACUAACCCCAUCUCAUUGUUCUAUAUCUGAUCCUUAAGUAACCAACAUAAUCCUUCUAAGCUUAUUUGCUGGUGAAGCAUAGGGAAAAAAAGCGAAGACUUUUCCCGUGCAUAUUAAUGUAUAACAGUAUCUUGAUUCGGGCCUGGAACCCGAUCAAGAAUCCCUUAGAAUUCUAGAUAAGCUAAGAAGUGAUGAAGUACCCCUGAGAGAAUUAUCUUUGGUAGAGUAAUGGAAUGCUUCACUUCUCUUCUCUUGUCAUGUUAUAUGUUUAAGUUCUUGGAACAUUGGUAGCUAUUCUGUUGUAAACAUGUGCCUGAAUAUAAUCCCUUAGGAGUGAAUUCAAACACAAAUCACAUGAAAUGUUCGCAUAUCUUACCAUAAGAUCAGUCCUUGAUCUCCAAAUUUUGGUGACAAGGAUAUUGAUUCUUUGAUUGUA